ACUGGCCGCAAACUCCUUCGUGGCUCCCUCUGAAAAUAAUCUCCCCUCGUUUUCUCUCUCUACUACCUUACCUCAAUUGAGUUUCCAGACCCUUUUGUUCGCUCCUCUUAUCACUUGGAAAAAGGUGAACCCUCGUGUUGUUUUUAGUUUAAUCUUUGCUUUAAUUGUAGUUUUUACCCUUGUGGUCCCUGAUGGCUUCGCACAGUGAUACUCUGGUGGUGUUCUUUGGGGCAACAGCUGGUGCAAAUGGGGGUAAACUGGGUUCGGAUGAGAGGGAAAUAAUUCUCUUGGUGUGGCAAAUUGUGGACCUACGUGAGAAAAAGGUGGGCAAGCUUCACAGAUGUCUUGUCAAGCCAGACACUUUGGAGCUUCCAGAUCAAUGCAAAGAAGAGACUGGCCUCUGUUUGGACGAUCUUGUCAAUGCCGAGCCCUUGGAUAAAGUUCUGCAACAGUUUCAGCAGUCUGUGACAUCGGAAUUGGAGUGUCUUGACAGAAGCUCUUAUACACUUUGUGUCAACAGUCCCCUUGUCAUCCGACAGGCCCUCCACCCCGAGGCUUCUAAUAAGAAUCUCGUCCUUCCAGAGUGUUUCUUUUCAUUUGUGGACUUGAGAAAAGAGUUUGAAAAAUGUUGUCCCAGUGCCGGCCCUGCGAUCAAGCUGGAUCUCCCCUCCAUGUUAGAACAUUUGGGUCUAGCUGCAGUAUCAGAGCAGCUGAUGGGAGUGAGGGAAGUGAGGAGCAUGGCAGAGCUGAUCCUCCACAUCCUGGCUGAGCCUUACAAUCACAGUUUUACCUGCAUUGAGACGGUGAAAUACAAAUUUGAUUCUGGCACAUGCAGUAAGACAGAGCAAGUUGACAAUGAGACGGUCAUCAGGGCACGAGGACUUCCGUGGCAGUCUUCAGACCAAGACAUUGCUCGCUUCUUCAAAGGCCUUAACAUAGCCAAAGGGGGUGUGGCCUUAUGCCUCAAUGCUCAGGGCAGGAGGAAUGGUGAGGCCUUGGUUCGCUUCAUCAACUCUGAACACAGAGACCUGGCACUGCAGCGCCACAAGCACCACAUGGGCAGCCGCUACAUCGAGGUCUACAAGGCCACAGCAGAAGAAUUCCUGAAGAUUGCUGGAGGCACUUCUAACGAGGUUACACAGUUCCUGUCCAAAGAGAACCAGGUGAUUGUCCGCAUGCGGGGGCUGCCAUUCAAUGCGACAACGCAAGAAGUCCUGGACUUCCUUGGUCCCGAUAGCCCUGUCACUGAUGGUGCAGAGGGGCUACUUUUUGUGAAAUACCCAGACGGGCGACCCACAGGUGACGCCUUUGUGCUAUUCUCCUGUGAUGAGUACGCUCAGAAUGCCAUGAAGAAGCACAGGCAGAUUCUGGGCAAGCGCUACAUUGAGCUCUUUCGCAGCACUGCGGCAGAGGUGCAACAGGUCCUGACUCGGUACCUUUCCACUCCUCUGAUAUCCACCCUGCCGACCUCCUCCAUCGUCCCCGUCCUCGCCACACCUCCCUUCCUCCCGACGGCCAGCAGCACUCGCGACUGCAUCCGCCUCCGUGGCUUGCCUUACACGUCCGGCAUCGAAGACAUCCUAGAGUUCAUGGGUGAACAUACUGUGGACAUCAAACCUCACGGAGUCCACAUGGUCCUCAACCAGCAGGGCCGACCCUCGGGUGAUGCCUUCAUCCAGAUGAAGUUCCCUGAGAAGGCCUUUUUAGUAUCCCAGAAGUGCCACAAGAAGACUAUGAAGGAUCGCUACGUGGAAGUGUUCCAGUGCUCCACAGAGGAGAUGAGCAUCGUCCUUAUGGGAGGAACAUUAAACCGUAGUGGCCUCUCGCCACCACCUUGCAAACUCCCCUGUUUAUCUCCCCCUGCUGCCUAUGCUUUCCCCACUUCACCUGCCAUCUUGUCAGACCCCGGCCUCUACCAGCCCCCCCUGUUGGCCGCUCCCAGACAUCACCAGGCCACGCACAGCCCGGCCCUGGCGUAUUACCACCCCCAGCCUCACCUUUACAUGAACAUGAACUACACAGCUUACUAUCCAAGCCCCCCAGUAUCCCCCUCUACAGUGAGCUACUUCACAGCCCCGCCGUCAAUGGCGGCAGCAGUGGCAGGCCAGCCCCAUCAUGCCGCUGCGGCCGCAGCCGCCUCUGCCCCGGUGCUUCCCCAACCUGGAGCACUGGUGCGGAUGCAAGGCCUUCCCUACAACACUGGCGUCAAGGACAUCCUCAGUUUUUUCCAGGGAUACCAGCUCCAGCCGGACGCCGUCCUCAUCCUGUACAACUACAGCGGCCAGUGCAGCGGCGAGGCCUUGGUUACCUUCCCCAGCGUGGAGGCGGCGCGCCGGGCCGUGGCAGAGCGCUCCGGUCAGGCCUUCUACGGCGAGCGGCUUCACUUGACCUUCUGCAACUGACCGGCUGACACCAAAGAUUUUUUUUGACCACCACGCCUUCAGGGAUGCGUCCAUCCCAAACAUUUGACCGCACUUGAACCACCUUACCCUUUUUUUUGUCCAACUCUAAAAGCCUUAAGUGCCAGCAUUUGUCAAAUGGCAGCCAAAAGCCAUUAAAAAAUAUUUGAACGAAAACUAGAGGGAAUUUUUGAAACCACACUUGGAUAUUGUAUUGUUUAACAAACAUAUUAACUUUUGUGUUCAACAGCUCCAAAGAAAAAUGUUUGAAGCCAGACAGUGUCUUACAUAAGUGAACCUUGUGCAACUUUUUGACUUCCUGUGUCAGAACUACUGACUUUAGUUGUUGUUGCCGAAAAUGUGCCAACAUUACCCAGAGUUCAACACUGGCCCUUCUACUGUUAACCCUCCAAUAGUUGAGGAGAUGCAUAUAAAUUUUUUUGUUUGUAUGUUUGCUAUACUGCUAAAUAUAUAUAUAUAUAUAUUAGAAUUGUGAAUAAGAAUGUAAACAAUAAAAAUGUUAAUGAUUUUUGUGUGCAAUUUCUUUUUCGUGCUUGUGUUAGGGAUGCCCUGAUCAUGUUUUUGCAUACGAGUCAGAGUCACCUGAUUUUGAGGAUCUGCUGAUAACUGAAUACUGAUCAGAUACCUUGGAAAUUCAGGGGGGGGGAUUCAAAUGCUAUCCCAAAAUUAUAGCCAUGUAAACGGGAUUUUGGUGCAGCAGUUGUUUCAACGAAGCGAAAAAAAAAUUGGCAAAUCCCCCAAUUUCCUUUGUACAAAAUAACAUUCCAAACAAAAUACAGUAUAUAUAUAUUUUUUAUAUACUAGUCCAGGGUUCACAAAAUCCGGACCUCAGUGCCACUUUUCCUGUCGUGUUUUCCACGUCUCUCUCCCCUAACACCUGAAUCCAAUAAUUAGGUCAUCAGCAACCUCUCCAGAAGCCUG
Corythoichthys intestinalis (scribbled pipefish) is the source of this 3341-nucleotide messenger RNA. It is a transcript of the gene esrp2, whose product is annotated as epithelial splicing regulatory protein 2. The record is from RefSeq and is a predicted model, not a curated record. Gene Ontology annotation, molecular function: mRNA binding. Bases 192 to 2402 code for a protein of 736 amino acids. NCBI's taxonomy places the organism in Eukaryota, Metazoa, Chordata, Actinopteri, Syngnathiformes, Syngnathidae. The transcript is spliced from 15 exons.